AUGACUACCAACGCUCGUCAGAACGGCUACGCCGCACCCGCAGGUGGCUACAAGGGCCAGCACAUGCUCAACACAUACAACGGCCAAGGCCACGGAGCUCAAUACCUUCCACGAGGUCUGCCUGUGUCUCCCCAUGGUGAUGCUGGUUUGCAAGGUCUGACGAACACCAUGGCAGCGCUCAACAUGCACGCCUCUUAUGGCUCCUCCACCAAUCACAAGUCCGCUGGUUCCGGUAUGUCUGCAAAUUCUUCUGACUACGGCAACAUGCCCAUGGCGCAAGGGCAGGGCUUGUGGAUCCCCAAUCAGCAUGCUCUCGGCUCGAUGUACCAGGUGCUCCCGGGUGGGCAACAAGGACACUCCCCAGGCAUGUACAACCACACCGGUUCGUUCGACCCACAGACCGCAUACCAGUAUGGCCAGGCUGUCGUUGGACACAGCCCCAUGGCUCCUGGCUGGGCAUCUCGCAUGUCUUCAGGAGACAUGCCUUCGCUCAUGACACCUCGACGAGACUCCAUGUCGUCCAACGAGAACGACAUUCCUGGCACACCUUUUGGCAGUGGUGGCAUGUACCGUUAUGCGAACGGUGCUACAAUUAUGGACCGCUCCCCCAGCGCCGUCUACACGAACAGUGCAACUCCUUCACCCUCGCAGCUAGCACACCCAUACCAGUUGGUGGCUCCCAUCCAGAAGCAGCAGGUCAUGCCUACUCUCCCGCCUCACUUGCUUGCUUUGGUGCAUCAAGAGCCCCCUAUCCCACGCGCAAUCCCCGCACCCAGCUCUCCUCACAAGCCACUUGACCGUAGCCUCGAGAAUAAGACUGGCGAGACAAACGUCUACAUUCGUGGCCUUCUGCCAGAGACGACAGACGACAUGCUGCAUGGCUGGGGCAAGCGCUUCGGCGAUAUUCAGAGCUCCAAGUCAAUCAUCGAUCUCAAGACCAACCUAUGCAAAGGCUUUGGGUUCAUCAAGUAUCACAACUUCGAAGACGCUGAAGACUGCAUCCGUGGCUUUCACUACCUGGGCUACGAAGUUAGCUUUGCCCGAGAAUCAUUCUAUUCCAAGCUCAAGAAAUUCUCCGACGAUUGCAACACCAACCUCUAUGUAUCCAACAUACCCAAAAACAUGAACGAGCAUGAACUCGCAUCGAUAUUCGUUCCUCACAAGGUGUGCUCCAGCAAGAUCCUUCGUGAUUUUGCCGGUACCGGCCGUGGUGUCGGUUUCGCUCGUCUUGAGAGCCGCGAGAUCUGUGAGGAAGUCAUCAAGAAGUACAACAACACUCCAGUCUCCAAGCCCGGCACCGAGGAGCAUCUCAUUCAAAUCCGCUACUCUGAUACGCACGAGCAGAAGAUGCUCAAGCAGCAGACAGCAGCUGGUCGAGUCUUCCGUGCCGCUGAGUACGAGGUUGGUGUCGCCCAGGCUAGGGCGUUGGGCACACCUGACCGCUACGAUACUGUCUCGCCUGUGUCACACAAUGCCGGGAGCGAGUUCGAGAUGUUCAUGCAGCGGAGUGCUUACCGUCAACCAUGGGCACCAGCUAUCCCAUCUACGCUGGGAACCUCACGGCCAGCCGUAUAUCAGAUGACCCAGCCUGGUGCUGUCAAGAGCGAGGAUGGCGUCUCUGAGCAUGGCAUCGACAGCAAGACCGACCCUGCUACACCUAUCAAGCCUGACAGCAAAUCCGACUCACCAGCUCGUCGAGACGAGUAG
This is a messenger RNA of Boeremia exigua, 1707 nucleotides long. RefSeq lists its product as uncharacterized. Lineage: Eukaryota; Fungi; Ascomycota; Dothideomycetes; Pleosporales; Didymellaceae. Bases 1 to 1707 code for a protein of 568 amino acids. The record is from RefSeq and is a predicted model, not a curated record. The transcript has 5 exons. Gene Ontology annotation, cellular component: cytosol; ribonucleoprotein complex; nucleus. Gene Ontology annotation, molecular function: poly(U) RNA binding; poly(A) binding; mRNA 3'-UTR binding.